AUGUCUCUUUUCCCUAAAAUAUUUCUGAGACCUGAGGUUGAAAACCAUCUCAAAGAGGGCUUUAUGAAUAAGGAGAUUGUAACUUUUUUAGGUAAACAGAAAGUUGAAAGAAAAUUUGAGACACUCUUAAGUCACCUGUCACAUCCUCCAUCCUUCACAACUGUCAGGGUGAAUACACAUUUAACCACAGUACAACAUGUGAAAAACCUGUUACUUGAUGAACUUCAGAAGCAGUUUAAUGGAUUAAGUGUUCCUAUUCUUCAGCAUCCAGACGUUCAGGAUGUCUUACUCAUCCCUGUUAUUGGGCCUAGGAAGAAUAUUCAAAAACAACAAUGUGAAGCCAUUGUUGGAGCCCAAUGUGGCAAUGCGGUGUUGAGAGGAGCCCAUGUCUAUGCUCCAGGAAUAGUAUCAGCUUCAAAAUUUAUGAAAGCUGGAGAUACUGUUUCUGUGUACUCUGAUAUUAAUGGAGAAUGCAAGAAAGGAGCCAAAGAAUUUGAUGGAUGCAAAAUAUUUCUUGGGAAUGGGAUUUCUGAAUUAAGCCGAAAUGAACUCUUCAGUGGGCUUCCUAAAUUAAAAGGAAUAGGCAUAAGAAUGACAGAACCAGUAUAUCUCAGCCCUUCAUUUGACAGUAUGCUACCCAAUUACUUAUUUUUACAGAAUUUGCCAUCUGCUGUAGUAGCUCAUGUUUUGAAUCCUCAACCUGGAGAAAAGGUUCUAGACUUGUGUGCAGCACCAGGAGGCAAAACCACACACAUUGCAACAUUAAUGCGUGAUCAGGGAGAAGUAAUAGCACUGGAUAAAAUAUCCAGCAAAAUAGAAAAAAUAAAGCAGAAUGCUUUGCUGUUGGGUUUGAAUUCCAUCAGGGCUUUUUGUUUUGAUGGAACAAAGGCUCUUAAACAUGAAAUGGUUGAGGACUCAGAAGGGAAACCACCAUUCUUAGCAGAAUCUUUUGACCGAAUUCUUCUUGAUGCACCAUGUAGUGGGCUAGGACAGAGACCAAACAUGGCUUGUACUUGGACUUUGAAGGAAGUAACCUCGUAUCAACCAUUACAGCGCAAACUCUUUUCUGUGGCAGUUCAGCUGCUGAAGCCAGGGGGCGUGCUGGUUUACAGCACAUGCACUAUAACACUGGCAGAAAAUGAGGAACAAGUUGCUUGGGCCCUAAAGACAUUUUCUUGUCUUCAACUUGAGCCCCAGGAACCACAGAUUGGAGGAGAAGGAAUGAUGGGAGCAGGCCUAUCAUUUGAACAAUUGAAACAGCUGCAGCGAUUUGAUCCAUCUGUUGUGCCAUUACAGGCCACUGACAUUCAUUCUCUCAGAGAAACCAGAAUUGAAGACAUGAUCUGGCAGGCAAAUAAAGAUUGUAUAGGUUUUUUUAUUGCAAAAUUUGUAAAAAGUAAAAGCACAUAG
Elephantulus edwardii (Cape elephant shrew) is the source of this 1410-nucleotide messenger RNA. It is a transcript of the gene NSUN6, whose product is annotated as NOP2/Sun domain family, member 6. Gene Ontology annotation, molecular function: methyltransferase activity; RNA binding. Gene Ontology annotation, biological process: RNA methylation. The record is from RefSeq and is a predicted model, not a curated record. The transcript is spliced from 11 exons. Bases 1 to 1410 code for a protein of 469 amino acids. NCBI's taxonomy places the organism in Eukaryota, Metazoa, Chordata, Mammalia, Macroscelidea, Macroscelididae.